UUCCAUCUUUCUGCUUCCUGUGCACACAGCCACACACACCCCUUUCAUCAUCUCCAACUUUUUCCCCUUCUUUCUCUAGCCUUUUCUAUCAUUUUUAAGUCUUGAUGCACACACCAGUGGGGAUGGACACUCUCUUGAUCUGAAGAUCUUCUCAGUCACUUCCAUUGAAGUCUCAAGUGAAGAGAGGAAGAAGAGGAAGCUGGAGAUCAAGAAGUAGCAGUGAAAGUACCACUAGAUCGAACGAGAGCUAGAUCUCAUCUCUCGCUAGGAAGCUUGUAUACCAGUAGUGCACAAAUGUUACCUUACCCUAACCCUCACCAUUUCUGCGUCUCCCAGUCCCAAGAACCCCCACACCUGAACCCUACCAGCUUUCCCAUGGCGCCGGAGGCCGCGCAUCUGGAUCAGCACUACAACCACUUCUUCCCCGGCCACGGCCAGUUCAACUCCGAGACGCUGGAGGCGGUGCUCAGGCCGCCGCGGGCGGGUCCAGAGCGGGAGGCCGUAGUGGCGCAGCCGCCGGGCGGAAGAAAAUGCGUGGCCGCCGCCGGCCCCGGCCAAGGCCACGCCAGGGCUCGGAAGCGGCCGUUCCGGACGGACAGGCACAGCAAGAUCCGGACGGCGCAGGGCGUCCGCGACCGGCGGAUGCGGCUUUCCCUCGACGUCGCCCGCGACUUCUUCGCGCUGCAGGACCGGCUCGGCUUCGACAAGGCCAGCAAGACGGUGGACUGGCUGCUCACCCAGUCCAAGCCGGCCAUCGACCGGCUCACCGAGUCCUCUCAGCGAAACGUCGGCGGCAGCGACGCGGCCUUGUCCUCCCCUACGUCAAUGGCGGCUGCUGGAUCAGGGAAGGGGGGAGGGGUUGUGGAGAAGGUGGGAACCAGAAAUGGUGGAUCGGUGUUCAUGGAACACGGCUGCGAGCUGGACCGCCUCGUGUCAGCCGGGCCGGUGCUUGGGGAAUACUACUACGACCUCGGCGAGAUGAUGAGCAACAACGGAGAAGGUGACGACGACGGUGAGUACGAAGAAGACGGUGAUUUCCUGGACGGUAUGCAAUAUUAG
Phragmites australis (common reed) is the source of this 1059-nucleotide messenger RNA. RefSeq names its product transcription factor TB1-like. The transcript has a single exon. Bases 295 to 1059 code for a protein of 254 amino acids. NCBI's taxonomy places the organism in Eukaryota, Viridiplantae, Streptophyta, Magnoliopsida, Poales, Poaceae. Gene Ontology annotation, cellular component: nucleus. The record is from RefSeq and is a predicted model, not a curated record. Gene Ontology annotation, biological process: regulation of secondary shoot formation. Gene Ontology annotation, molecular function: sequence-specific DNA binding; DNA-binding transcription factor activity.